AAAGAUUUUGACAUGGAUAUGCACAAAAAAAAAAAAACAGACAUGUCGUCAAAUCUAUAUAUACACCCUUCAAUUGUUUCAAAGAAAUCAAAGAAAAUCACUCAAGUAUAAUUCAAUUCUUUUUCUUUCUCUCGCAACCAUGGCUAGAAAGAAGGUGAAACUCGCUUACAUCGCCAAUGAUUCCUCUAGGAAAGCAACCUACAAGAAAAGGAAGAAGGGAUUGAUGAAAAAGGUAAGCGAGUUAAGUACUUUAUGUGGUGUUAACGCGUGUUUGAUUCUUUACAGUCCUUAUGAUGCUGAAGCUGAAGUUUGGCCUUCUUCUAUGGGAGUCCACCAAGUGGUCACUGAUUUCAAAGGGAUGUCUGAGAUAGAUCGGAGUAAAAAGAUGGUGAACCAGGAGAGUUUUCUUAAGCAAAGAAUCAACAAAGGUAGAGAACAACUUAGAAAACAACGCCAAGGCAAUCAUGAUACCGAGAUGACUCGAAUUUUAUUUGAAAGUCUAGCAGGGAAGCCAUUAACAAAUUUAAGCAUGAGAGGUUUAAACGGUCUCGGGCGAAUGACCCAAAAUUUCUCAAAAAAUGUCCAGAGAAAGAUUGAUAGGCUUACGAAGAAUGGUAAGAAUUCUCAGGAAACACCAAAAAUAGAUAUCCAGUUAAAUAACAUGGAUGACAUUAAGACUUUAAUGAAGGGGAAAUCCUGGUUCGUGGAAUUAGAGCAUGCGAAAAUGAUUCCAUCCAUGGAGGAUAAGAACAAUGACAAGAAAGAUGAAACUACCUCAACUAAAAGCUUCCCCUAAGUUACCAUUGAUUUGAGCAAAGACUUAGGGGAGGAUCUAUGUUUCUUUGUUGGUACAUGUUCUUGUUCUAGUGAUUUCAUGUCGACACAAAGUAUAAUUUAGUUAUGAUAGGUAAAGCUUUUUAGGCCUUUUGUUUAUUUUAAUGUUUCAUAGUCACAGUAAUGUACCAACUAAUAAUAUUAUUCUCUAAUCUCAAAAUUUAGCAGUUCAUUUAUACAGAAGUAAAUUUUUACAAUAAAUGACUGCGAAAACUUAAAUUUUUUUCCUAACUACCACAUGCGGUGUCUGUUUAAUUAAGCUAUAUGUUCUAUUAUGCGAGUCUAAACAAAUGUUUUUUUUAUAUAUAUAUAAAAUAUAAGCUUCUUUAAAAAAUAAGUUCUAUGAAAUCUCUUUAAUGGAGUAUAAUUGUGUAACUUUUAUGAGCCUCUUAUUUAUUUUAUUUAGCCUCUUGUGAAUUCCCAAGUAAAAGCCCUUAUGUGCGAGCUCGAAUUAACCCAUUUAAUCAAAAUCAAGCUCGAAUCUGAUCUAAACAUGGCCUAGCUUGAUUAAAUUAGUUUAAUCCUAACAUGUUUGUGUCAACUAUAAAAUUAAACAUAUCUCAUAACUCCAUACCCAUAAACCUUGAUUAAACUUAAAUAUUUGAUGACACUAGAAAAAGGACAUCUAAUAAGAAAACAGAGGUGGCUGAACAGUGGGAAGCAUUACGGAACCUUUCAAAGAAAAAUUCAAUUCAUGUUAAACAAAAUUUCAAGUUCGAGACAAGAUUAGGGUUUUAGCAAAUUCUCGCUUAUUCUUUUUCAUGAACCAUCGUUUUUAUUUUGUAUAACUUUUUUUUUUUCCGAAAAAUUUAAAGAUUCAAAUUGAACUUGAUCCAAAGAAUUUGACUUUCGUCCAAUCCAAUAUUCAAUUCAAUUUAUACUUGAAGAUUCAAAUUAGAAUGUGACCUUUUAAAAAAAAAAUUCAACUCAUCUCAUUCUAUUCAAAUUGAAAGUGUGUUUGCCGAGAAAAAUCUCACAUUUACUGGGUCUAAUUCCACCAUUUUCAUAAUUUAUUUUCUCAUUCUCAAAAUUUAAUUCUCAAAACUCACCAUCAAUUCAAACAACAUCAUCAUGCCAAAGCAGUAUCAUAUCAUGCUACCAUUUCAAGAACAAUAUCCACACAGAAAACCAAUUUCUUCUGCAAGAUAUCAUGAACCCAUUUCCCAAAAAUCAUGAAACCAGUCUCAAAAAAUGUCUCUUAACAAACAAAUUAGAUAAAAAGGAAGAAGAAGAAGUUACCAGAC
This is a messenger RNA of Carica papaya (papaya), 2078 nucleotides long. NCBI's taxonomy places the organism in Eukaryota, Viridiplantae, Streptophyta, Magnoliopsida, Brassicales, Caricaceae. The record is from RefSeq and is a predicted model, not a curated record.